Molecule: messenger RNA, 680 nt
Organism: Mauremys reevesii (Reeves's turtle)
Lineage: Eukaryota; Metazoa; Chordata; Testudines; Geoemydidae
Product: butyrophilin subfamily 3 member A2-like
Exons: 3
Coding region: 21-680 (219 amino acids)
Source: RefSeq, a predicted model, not a curated record
CCACCUCAGCUACCAGAGGCAUGGAGCUACGGGAACAGCUCUCCAGCUGCUUGUUCUGUGCCAUACUCCUAGCAACAAUUCCCUUUUCAGAGAGUUUUGAAGUCAUCUCAUCCCCAGCUGUCACGGGGAUCAUCGGUCAGGAUGUGGUCUUACCCUGCCAGAUCUCCACCAGGACACAGCAGGACAAUAUGGAAGUGCAGUGGAAGAAAAUUAUUCAGACACAUAUAGAGACUGUCUAUGAAUACAGAGCCCAAACAGGCCAGGAUGUGCCAGGACAGAAAUACCAGGGCCGGACUGUGCUGUUGAAGGAUGGAUUCACCUCUGGGAAUGUGUCUUUAAAGCUGAAGAACGUCCGACCAGCCGAUGAGGGAACGUACAGCUGCAUUGUGAAGUCUAACGAGUGGAGCGCUGAUGCUGCAACCGAGCUUAAAAUUGCAGCUGUUGUUUCUAUGUCCAUUGAUGUGCUGGGUCCCCAGGACCAGGGGAUUGACCUAGCCUGCAGGUCAUCAGGGUGGUUCCCCAAACCAGAACUCCACUGGGUUACAAAGAAUGGGCAAGAUCUGCAGCCUGUGACCAAAACCGAGCAGGGUCUUGAAUUUCUGUACAGUGUUCUGAGCCAUGUCACAACCCUGGGAGAGGAAACUGGACAAAUCAGCUGUGUUAUACAGAACAGCUUGUAA